This is a messenger RNA of Alexandromys fortis (reed vole), 4613 nucleotides long. RefSeq names its product DNA damage induced apoptosis suppressor (gene Ddias). Gene Ontology annotation, cellular component: cytoplasm; nucleus. NCBI's taxonomy places the organism in Eukaryota, Metazoa, Chordata, Mammalia, Rodentia, Cricetidae. Gene Ontology annotation, biological process: negative regulation of intrinsic apoptotic signaling pathway in response to DNA damage. The transcript has 6 exons. The record is from RefSeq and is a predicted model, not a curated record. The coding region runs from base 227 to 2989 and encodes 920 amino acids.
GGAGAUUCGAGUGCUGGCGGUCGGUCCGCGGCUGAGGCUGAGGGGCAGGCGUCGCUUCACGGUUGCCCGGGCUUGUCCCGAUCCUUUACCUCAGGUUUGCUCGACCACUGAGCAGUACCCUGAAUCAACAUGAAAAGCGGAAGGAGUAAGGAAAGGGAAGACAGCCUACCCCCUCUUUCUCUUCCCUAGAAUGGAGGAUUGACUUCCUACAGGGGACAGCAGACACAUGAAUAGAAGACGGAGGUUCCUCCUUGCCUCGGUGCUUGCUCUCCAGAACUCGAGCUUUAUCUAUCCAUCAUGUCAGAGGUGCUUCUCUCGGAUAGUCCUUGACUCCCAGAGGUUUACUUGUCCCAAGUGUGGCUCCAGUGGUGAAGCUGAAAGUGCCAGUUACAGAUACAGACUGUCCUUAAAAGUCGCGGAAUCCAGCAGAUUGUGUGUCGUUACUGUGUUUGGGAGCUGCUUAGACACUUUUUUUGGACUCACUGCCACUGGUUUGAAGAGGUACCUUGAGGAUUCUGGUGAAACCCCAGAAACCCUGGACAGUGGUGAGAGGCAAAGCCUCUUGACCACAGCGGUGGAGAAUUGUUUCGUCGGGCAAAGCUUUGUCUUUGGAGUGACGAAUUUUGGAGAUGUGUGUGAACAUGAUUCAGACCCCAGUAACUUCUUGCAGCCAUGCUGUCAGCACAAAGGAGAAGUCAGAACACUGGUAGCUUCCCAGAUGGUUCUGCCCAGCCCACAUGUGACAGGCUUUACUGUCAUUGACUACUUAAAUCAGCUUUUGCACAGUUCCAAUUUCAAGAAACAGCACUGCGAAUCUCAGGAGUGCAGCUGUCACUCGCUCUCUUUAGAUCACUCGGACAGUGAUCUUAGCAGCAGGUGUAGCUCUGGGAAAACAUCCUGCUUUCUGGAGUCCUGUGGCAGAGAUGAUUUUCUCAGAUUCUGGCAGCCAUCUCUUGAACUGACUUCUACUGAUUCGCAAGUAACAGCUAGUGAUGACAUUUCAGCUUCAGACCAAACCAUGGUGAGUGGUACUCUUAACCAAGACAGACAGUACAUCUCCUUUUCCAAAGCCACCGCUGCUAAGAACUGGCAUGGUCCCCUUCAGAGUGCUCAGAGCCGUGUUUCUUGUAUGGACAAGAAUAAUACAACAGGAAAGUUGGGCGGAGACUUUGGUUUACAAGCUGAUCAUCUGAGUCCAGUUUGCCCCGGUUUUCGUGAAACUAGGCUCUCUGACUCUAAUAGUUUACUCCCUCCACAAAUGCAAGACCCCUCUGAAGAAGACAAUGCAGAGUGCUACAGUGAAGCAGCAGUUAAAAGUGAGUAUUCCCAGGAUGACAUCCCAUGUUACCAGCAUCGAGACAUAAAUACUACCUCCAUCCUUCAAGAGAGAUCUGCGUUUUCAUUGUCAUCACUGAGAUCUAAAGAAACACCAAGUGCUUCCCAGACCUUGAUUUGGGAUGACCUACCAUUCUCUGAAAGCCUGAACAAGUUUCUGGAAGUUGUUGAAAAUGAGAUUGCUAUCACCGAGACAGAUCCUAAGGACAGAAAACAGAUUAUAGAUAAUGGCAUUGAUAAAUUCCACACAGACCACAGCAGAUUAUCUGUGACGCCCAGGAGAAACACUGGAGCCUUGAAUGCACCUCAUUUAUGCUUAAGAUCAUCGCAAGCAAUGAUGAAAGAAAACUCUAGGAAAGAGACAUUCUUUUCCAGCUGUGAGUCUAAUCCAAGUCCUCAAAUUGAAAAAGAAUCAAAACCCAACCAGACAGCAGAGCCUGUCUCUACAGGCAGUAAUAGAAGUGAUAUCUCCGAGUGGUUUCUGGAUACUUGCCUGUCAACUCUCUUUACAUCUCCAAACGAUAUGGAAGCAUCAGUUACCCAAAAGCGAACCCUACAACAAAGGGAUGAAAUUUCACUCAGACCUAAUACCUCAACAGGUGACUGUUCUCAUCUUAGGAACAAAUGUAAUGGAUGUGGAGAUAAAUCAUGUUCAGAUACGAAAGGGAAAUUGGCAAGCUUGUGUUCUAAGAAACACAGUGAUGUUUCUUAUCUUCAGAAAUUAGAAAAUAAGCAGUAUUAUAGAUGGUCAGAGAACCAAGAUGAUAAUUUUACAAUAUGCCGGAAACUUACAUAUCCUUUAGAGACUCUUUGCAGUAGUCCAGGAAAUACAAUUACCGCAAAAGGAAUACCUCACAGGCCUAUCAGUAGUAACUUAACACAAAGUUUCUCUGCUGAUCAUGAAGGUAGCUACAAUGCUUCUGCUGAUAUUUUUGAUGAUGUUGCUAAAAAUAAGGACAUUGGAACAGAAAUUACCAAAAUGUCACAGGAUGUUUUGUUACCCUGGGAAGCAUCUUGCUCUGAAAACUGUGUUGUAGGUGAAAACUGCAGCCAGCCUUCACAAAUACUACCCUUGCAGAACAUAUCAACAUCAAGGUGUCCAAGAGCAAGUUCUCAGUCAGACUCAGAAUCUGACUUUUCAGAAAGCCAAGACUUUGUUCCAUGUUCACAGUCAACUCCAGUUGCAGGCUUCCACCAAAGAAUUCAUGGCUUACGUGGAACUUUCAGAAUAUUGCCUUCGUUAUAUUCAAAUCUUAAUGCUAACUAUAAGAAAACAAAAAUUUCUCCUGAAAAUGACAAACAGCAAGCCACCUCAACCUUCCCAAAGAAUGUAAAAACACCUAGCCAGAAAUCUAAAAGUCCUGUUGUAUCUGGUUUGACACAACCAGAGAUCAACCACUGCCCUACUGAGGGCCCUGAAAGUGAUGUGGAUGAAUGGGUCCCCCCUACCACCCAAAAAGUAUUUCUUUCAGAUACUCUUGGAUUCAAAGCCAUGUGUUUAAGAAAAUGCCUUGCUGACCAAAAAGAGUUACCAAGAAAGAAACUGAUAAAAGUUGCACAUAAAACCAGCAUGUUUAAAAUUAAAAGUAAAGAAUAUGUUUACAGCAACGGUUGCAAAAACAGAAGUGUCCUAACUAAGCACAAUUAUAAAUAGGCUGAAAACAGGAAAAGUCCAUUUGGGGAUGUUUUUUCAGAUGUCAAAUGUUGUCUUCUUCAAACAUUGCCACUUUUAGUGUCUGAAACAAAAAGAGCUUGGUCACCAAAAUUAUUUUCAUAUGAAGUCAUUUGAACCCAAUUCCCAGAGAUUUUAAACAGAGGCAAAUCUGCUUGGAAAUUUUUGCUUUCCCUGACACAGAAAACAACCCUUGUAUUUUGAACACUUAACAGAAAAUCGUUAAUGGAGAAUGGACUGCACUGAGUGCUGUUGGAUCUUUCAGGCUUUCCUCAAGGCUGUUUUCUCCAGAAUACUAUGAUUUAGAUAACUGAGCACUUUAUCUUUUGUUGACUAAUCUGUUGAUUUUGUAUUUAAACGUAUUUGUUAAAAUAGAGACAUCUAGAAAUAAAACUUUUACAAACCAAAAUAUCUUUAUUAACUUUUAGCUAAGGUAAGAACAUAACUCCUGGGCUGUGGUUGUAACACACAGCUAGUUAAGGUCACUAAUCUCUAUGCAUUUUAUUCCAUUGACUAAGACAGCGUCAGUACUAUACAGGACGUGCAGUGGCAUUGAUGUGUUUCUUUUACAUGAAGGCUAAAACCUGACUGAAUCUUUGUAUUUCAAUACAAAGGGCAUCUUAAAUGGUUUUCACAGUUGAUUACUAUUCUGACCUUAGAAUUGUCACUGGUGAGAGUGUAGCUUUGUAUAAAUGGGUAGUACAAAAUGACAGAAGUAUUUUUAGGAUCAUUCAGAGAUGGCUGGAAAUUUUAUACUUACUCCAAGCUAAAAAUCAUUUUACAAAUCUUGAAGGCACUCGAGAGAUGCGACGGUAGCUAGUAUCACUUGCACAGUUAUGAGGGUCAGAAUUCAGAUCUCAUCACCCACUUAACAAGCCAGGUUUCUUGCAACACCCAUAACUACAGCCCCUGGCUAGCCUUUGUGCCCACCACAGGCAUGGGAACUUACACAUGGUGCACGUGCAUACACAGAGUUGCACAGCAAACACAUGUAAAUCUUCUCAAAAAAUAAAAAAAUUCAAGUCUUCGCAGUUUUUAAAAUCAAACAUUCUACAGACAUUCUGUGAGUCUAAAUAUACAUGAAUUUGUCAUUUACAUAUCUAGGAAUGAUCGUAGAAAAUAUUAUUCUUUGUUUUUCACAAGUAAACUGUAAGAGCAGAAAAUCAUUCAUGUGCAAUGAAAACACUGCAGUUCACAACAUACAACACUUUGGCACUGCAUGUCGUAACAUGCACAGCUCAGAGUGCAUGUUAUAUGUUUCCCAAAAACCUUUUAUUGCUACCAAAGGAUUUUUUUUUUUGACUUCCAAUAUUCAAUUGCAUGACCCUAAAUGGGUUUGCGACCCAUUGUUUUAGAAACUGUGCCUUUUUGAUAUAUAAAAUCAAACAGUCCACAUCUGGUAUGUUCUUGGCAGGAGAUAAACUUAGAGUGUUAAUAGCCAAAAAGAAGAGCAGUUCCCAGACGAGUCAGUGCCUCAGCUGUCUGUCAAGACUUGUCAAGUCUUGCAAUCUCCUUGUCACUUCCCUUUGCCAUUCCAUGCUGGAGCUAUUCCAUAUCUUUAUCCACCCUAUGUCACCAGCAGACAGCUAUUCUCUUUCCCUCGUUU